AUGCCCGCAGCAUCGCCAGACACAUUACCGACAUCUCCACCCGCCCCAUCUCCUUCGCCUUCUUCAGUUGUCACGCCCUCGAGCACGCCCAAUGACAAGCAAAAGGAUCUAGACAAGGCUGCAGCUGCCAAAGCAAAAAAGAAAAAGAAAGACAAGGCCAAGAAGAAAGCCAAACGACAACGCAAGAACGCGCUCAAGACCAAGAUUGUUGUACGUCGAUUGCCAGCCAAUCUUCCUGAAGAAGUGUUCAUGAAUGCAGUCAAACGUUGGACCGGCGACGAUGUUGUUGACUACAAGUUUUAUGUACCGGGCAAGGUUACGCAGAGCAAAGGCAAAGAAAAUGUUUUUUCUCGUGCGUAUUUUCAUAUGAAGACCAUGGAGGCAGUCAUUGCAUUCCAUCAAGGAUUUGAUGGCCAUAUCUUUGUGGAUAAUCGAGGCAAUGAAAGUCGAGCUGUUGUUGAGUUUGCACCCUUCCAAAAGCUACCCAAAGAGCAAAAGAAUCCUGACUCUCGUCAAGGCACCAUUGAUGAAGACCCUGAUUAUCUAAAGUUUUUGGAUUCGCUCAAAGCCGAACAAGAAAAGAAGGAUGAACCUAGCGACGUUGGUGAAGGUGGAUCACAAUUGGAACGCUUGGAGAAUAGGUUGGCCAUGGUGACAGCACAAACGCUUGCAGCUGAACAAGCCAACAAGCCCAAGACGACCCCACUCCUUGAACACAUUCGAGCCCAAAAAGCAGCACAGGCAGCAGCGAGAGCCAAGGCACAAGCAGCCAAAGCAGCAAAGAAAUCCAUCUUGAAUCGAGAAGCCAAGGCCAAAGGUGCUGCCAGUGGCAAAGAUAGUCCAUCUGGAGAGACACCCAAGAAGUCGAGUCGACGCAACAGGAAGAAAAAGGACAAGGAAAAGAAUAAGGAAAAGGAUGACAACAAUGCAGCGGCUGCUUCGAAUGAGAAUCCAAAGGCUGACAAACCGCCAAAGAAGGAAGGUGGCAAGUCCAAGAGGUCCAAAGCAAAGAAAGAAAAGGAUCAACAAGGUGGCAGUGGUGGCAGCAGCAGCAAAGGCAAACAGGUCAAUCAACAAAGCAAACAACAGGUUGUAUCCAUCCUUGGUCGUCAACAACAACAACCACAGCAGUCAACAAAAAGCGAUGAAUCCAAAGCCAAGGGCAACUCAAGUACUGCUCGACGUACCGGUUAA
This is a messenger RNA of Lichtheimia ornata, 1194 nucleotides long. RefSeq lists its product as uncharacterized. NCBI's taxonomy places the organism in Eukaryota, Fungi, Mucoromycota, Mucoromycetes, Mucorales, Lichtheimiaceae. The coding region runs from base 1 to 1194 and encodes 397 amino acids. Gene Ontology annotation, biological process: positive regulation of translation; nuclear-transcribed mRNA catabolic process, nonsense-mediated decay. Gene Ontology annotation, cellular component: nucleolus; cytoplasm. The transcript has 5 exons. The record is from RefSeq and is a predicted model, not a curated record. Gene Ontology annotation, molecular function: mRNA binding.